AUGCUCACGCGAGUAGCUCGUCGAAGACAAGCCCUUCGACUUGCUCAAGAUGCCAGUCAACGAAUCGAUCGACCCUUUCUUGGGCCAGCGAUCAGCCUCCCGCAUAACACUACUGUUCAGCGGAGGCCAAUUAAGACCAGACCAUCGUCGAAGAGCCGUCUUCCAACACCUUUGCCGUUACAGGCCAGGCGAUUGGCAUCAGCAGCGCCUUUACCGGAAUCGCAUGUAUGGAACGAUGACUACGCCUCAUACCUCUACGGCCAGGAGUCCAACUCAAGGCCACGCCUCCCACGAGUCAGCACCAAGCUAGCUGAUUGGGACGUGAACAAUCUAUUGCGUAUCGAGGCAACGACCGCCCUACCAUAUAUCGAGAGAAUCAAUACCGGCCAUGCGGAUCUUCGCGGAAACUCAAGCGAGAUCGAAGACCAUUUGGAAGCAUGCCUGGCGCUCAAGAAUUGGCCAAGGGCUCUCAAAAAUCUUGCGCAGCUCAAAAUCCUGUAUCAUAGCGACACGGGCAGACUGCGUCUGCAAUAUGAUCAUGUUCUGGCAGCCAUGGUGGACGACUUCAUGGAGUGUACGAGCUCCGAGGUCGAGGACCGCAUCACGCAAUGGAUCGAUCGUGACAUGAAGCAAGCUGGGCUAGAAGCUCAUGCUCAAACAAUAGCUCUUGUGAUAAAGGCUGCCUUAUUCGUUCCAAAUCGCUCGAAGCGCGACAGGACGGUUCGCCGCUACUGGGAUAUGGCUGAGCGGUACAAUCUGCAGGGCGAAAUUGUCGGCCUUCGCAACAUCUUGACGGAAAGAGACCUUGGAUUGAUCUCACAGAUUUGUCCUCUAGAGGCAGCAGACUUUCCCGAAAUCAUGUCAGAAGAGCCACCUGAAGAUGAGCCCGAAAUACUAGUGUCGAAAGACGUUCUGUCCCAGCGACCAGACCUGGAAAUAUUGCAGACAGAACAAAAGGGUGGGGGCAUGGAUGCUUUGAGAAAUACUCUAUCUUUAUUCAACGACGACGAAGAAAAGGUCCGAAUAAAUUCGCAACAUAGCACAGAAGAACAACAAAAGGUCGCACGCUCACGACAGGCUCGCCUAGAGCAUGAUGCUGUCACUUCAGCUGUAGAACGAUGGCGAAAAGAGCACCAAAAACUAGCAAAACAAGGCAUCACUGCUGGUCUGAACCAAGGUAACACGGGCGUGUUGAUGUGGCAAUGGCAUGAGAUCAUGCGGGACAAGAUCGUCGCAGAGAUCAAGAAGGUCGAAGAGGCUGAGAACAAAGUCAAAAAGACGGCACAAGACAGGUUGAGGAUUGAAUACGGUCCCUUCUUGCAACAGCUCAAGCCGGAAAAAUUGGCUGCUGUGGUAGGCAUUGGCAUGAUGCAAAUCAUGAACAAAGUCGGAGCGGCAAGACCAGUGAAGCUGAUCCGACUGGUCACCGAGCUCGGCAAAAUCGUGGAAUCCGAACGACAUGCUGAGGUUUUGCAGAAGACGAUGAAGAAAUGGUCGCAGGAGCGUUCAAAAGCCAAACGAAAUGGCAAAUCACUUGCUGACGUUGUGAAGAACUUGAAUCCAGAGCGCCCUGACAAUUGGGGCGUGACAUCUCGUGGCAAUCAUCCAGCUUCACAAAAGUACCUACGGACCUCGGAAUGGACAUCCGCAAUCCAUGUCAAGUUAGGGGCAAUCCUUGCUGAACUCUUCAUGGACUCUGCUAGAAUUCACGUCAGCCAUACAGAUCACAAGACCGGAAAGACGACAAAAAUCGCACAGGCCGUCUUCAUUCGAUCGAAAAUCUUCUCGGCGGGCAAGGGCAUAGGGGUGGUCUCGCUGCACGAAUCGUUCAUACCACACUUGGUACGACGACCAAACACCGAUGUAAUUGCGAAGCAGCUGCCUAUGGUAUGUGAACCACUACCAUGGAAGAACUUCACAGAAGGUGGCUACCUGCAAACCCAAGUCCCCGCCCUGCGGGUGAAGUUCAAAGAGGUGCUGCAAAAGGAUUAUGUCAAUGCAGCCGCCGCCAAUGGAGAUAUGGACCAAAUCUUUGCAGGCCUGGACGUGCUUGGGAAGCUUCCUGGAAGAUCAACAAGAAGGUCUACGACGUAA
This is a messenger RNA of Cyphellophora attinorum, 2094 nucleotides long. Its product is annotated as DNA-directed RNA polymerase, mitochondrial. Gene Ontology annotation, molecular function: mitochondrial promoter sequence-specific DNA binding; DNA-directed RNA polymerase activity. Gene Ontology annotation, cellular component: mitochondrial DNA-directed RNA polymerase complex. Bases 1 to 2094 code for a protein of 697 amino acids. Lineage: Eukaryota; Fungi; Ascomycota; Eurotiomycetes; Chaetothyriales; Cyphellophoraceae. The transcript has a single exon. The record is from RefSeq and is a predicted model, not a curated record. Gene Ontology annotation, biological process: mitochondrial transcription.